CAAAUGAAAUCACUGGUUCCAUCGUCGUUCAAUCUUUUCGCCGAAUUUGUUUCUUGAUAAUGGAGACGUGAGAUGCAAUGUGUGAUGGCCAUGGAAAUAUAUAUAAUGCGCUUGCGGAAUGAGUUCUCGUGGGUUGUAGUUUUCCCACAGCAGAAAUUUCGAUAUAAGUUGAAGAUUUACCUGGGAGUUUGAGCAAAACCCGACUUGCGUUGAAAAAUCAGUCCAGGCGGAGGAUAGUCGUUGAAGUUUUGCGACGAUAAUAAGAUUGAGAUUUCGCCAUGGUUAUCUUUGGGCAUAAUACCACUUCUGAGGAGGUAGCGGCGCUUUUUGCGGAUCAGGUUAAAGGGAAGAUAGUCCUGAUCACUGGCGCAUCUCCCGGUGGCCUCGGCGCACAAACAGCAAUUGCACUAUCUCGGAGUCAGCCAAAGCUUCUUAUCAUCGCCGGCCGCGACAUUUCCAAGCUCUUGGAGACCGAGAAGCAGAUCAAAGCCGCAUCAGCAGACACCGCCGUUCGACCCCUGGUAUUGGAUCUGAGCUCUCUCAAGCAAGUGAGAAAAGCUGCUGCCGAGGUCAAUGGUUAUCCUGAAUCUAUCGAUGUAUUGAUCAACAAUGCUGGCAUUAUGGCAAGUCCUUUUAGCUUGACCGAGGACGGUUUUGAGAGUCAAUUUGGAGUCAACCACCUUGGACAUUUCCUGUUUACGAAUCUUAUCAUGCCGAAGAUUUUGGCGGCAGGACCCGGAGCGAGAAUAGUAAAUAUUAGCAGCCGGGGACAUCAGUUUGAGGGCAUUCGAUUUGACGACUACAAUUUUGAAAAUGGCAGGGAUUACAACAAGUGGAAGGGAUACGGCCAGUCAAAGACAGCCAAUAUUCUAUUUUCCCUUGCGUUGGCUGAGAAGCUGAAGAGCAAAGGCCUGCUGGCUUACAGUGUAUAUCCCGGCGGAAUCGCGACGAAUCUUGCGAGGCAUCUUACCCCUGAAGAUGUCAAGGCAUUAGGAUGGUGGGAUGAGAACGGAAAGGCAGUCGAUAAUGACCUGUUCAAAUGGAAGACGGUCUCUCAGGGAGCUUCCACUCAGAUUGUUGCGGCUUUCAGUCCAGAUAUUGUCGAUCAAAACGGUGCAUACCUUAAAGACUGUAACGUGGACAUGGAGGCGGUGGCACCGUACGCUAAAGAUACAGCUCUGGCAAUGAAAUUGUGGACACUGAGCGAAGACUUGGUCGGCGAGAAGUUUAAUUUUUAAAGGGUAAUUGAUGGAAGCGAUAGUUUGAAAGCAAGGCAGCCAAUGAUUACACGCUGAUGAGCAUUGUACCUCCUGCCAAUGCUAUAUAUCGUGAUAUAAUUUCCUGUAUAUAGAGUGAGAGGAGACAUCUAUUUUAUAAGGCGAGAAAACCCAAAGAUCGGAAAAUUUGUCAACUACAGCAUGUUCUGUCGCACAGAGAUUACUCUGGCCCGGUGAGGGAAUUGAGAACCCACAGUUGCAGUGGGGUAUUACAAAAUCGCAUUACCUGUGAGGGA
This is a messenger RNA of Xylona heveae TC161, 1513 nucleotides long. Its product is annotated as NAD(P)-binding protein. Bases 279 to 1238 code for a protein of 319 amino acids. The transcript is spliced from 4 exons. Lineage: Eukaryota; Fungi; Ascomycota; Xylonomycetes; Xylonales; Xylonaceae. The record is from RefSeq and is a predicted model, not a curated record.